Messenger RNA from Charadrius vociferus (killdeer), 1942 nucleotides. It is a transcript of the gene DDC, whose product is annotated as dopa decarboxylase (aromatic L-amino acid decarboxylase). The coding region runs from base 154 to 1611 and encodes 485 amino acids. The transcript has 14 exons. The record is from RefSeq and is a predicted model, not a curated record. Gene Ontology annotation, molecular function: aromatic-L-amino-acid decarboxylase activity; pyridoxal phosphate binding. Gene Ontology annotation, biological process: serotonin biosynthetic process; amino acid metabolic process; catecholamine metabolic process. NCBI's taxonomy places the organism in Eukaryota, Metazoa, Chordata, Aves, Charadriiformes, Charadriidae.
GAGGGGACGGGGAUACUCUGCCUAUAUAUGCUGGCAACUGCAUCCUCCGCGCUUUAUAGCUGUCACAGAGGAGCAAAGAGAAAGACGGAGGAGAAGGAAGAACCUUACCAACUUGCUGGUUUUUCUGGUACUAAGUCCUAAACUCUGAUACCCAUGGAUGCUGCAGAGUUCCGCAAGAGAGGGAAGGAGAUGGUGGACUAUGUUGCAGAUUACCUGGAGAAGAUAGAUAAAAGACAGGUCUUCCCAGAUGUGGAACCAGGAUAUCUAAGGCCCCUCAUUCCGGACUGUGCACCCCAGGAUCCUGAGAGCUUUGAGGAUGUCUUUAAAGACAUUGAGAAGAUCAUUAUGCCAGGGGUGACUCACUGGCACAGUCCGUACUUUUUUGCCUACUUCCCUGCAGCCUCUUCCUUCCCAGCUCUUCUUGCAGAUAUGUUGUGUGGUGGAAUAGGAUGUGUUGGCUUCUCUUGGGCCGCAAGUCCAGCUUGCACGGAGCUGGAGACUGUCAUGCUGGAUUGGCUAGGGAAGAUGAUUAAUUUGCCUGAAGAGUUUUUAGCUGGGAAGGAUGGCCAAGGUGGAGGAGUCAUUCAGGGAAGUGCAAGCGAGGCCACCUUGAUUUCACUGCUUGCUGCAAGAACAAAAGCCAUCAGACGGGUGCAGUCAGAAAAGCCUGAGCUAACAGAAGCAGACAUCAUGGGUAGGCUGGUGGCCUACGCUUCUGAUCAGGCUCAUUCGUCAGUGGAAAGGGCUGCAUUAAUUGGUGGUGUGAAGAUUAAAAAUGUUUCUUCAGAUGAUACAUUUAGUGUUUGUGGUUCAGCCCUAAAGAAAGUUUUGGACGAAGACAAAGCUUCCGGUCUUAUCCCAUUCUUUUUCUGUGCAACACUUGGAACCACACCUUGCUGCUCCUUUGACAAACUGUUAGAACUGGGUCCUAUUUGUAAUAAGGAGAAUAUCUGGAUGCAUAUUGAUGCAGCCUAUGCUGGGAGUGCAUUCAUUUGCCCUGAAUUCAGGCAUCUCUUAAACGGAGUGGAGUUUGCAGAUUCAUUUAACUUUAAUCCUCACAAAUGGCUCCUAGUGAAUUUUGACUGCUCUGCUAUGUGGGUGAAAAAAAGAUCAGAUUUAACAGGUGCCUUUAAAUUGGAACCUCUUUACCUGCAGCAUCACCAUCAGGAGUCUGGUCUCGUAACAGAUUAUCGGCACUGGCAAAUCCCCCUGGGGAGGAGGUUCCGCUCCCUGAAGCUCUGGUUCGUGCUGAGGAUGUACGGGGUCACGGGACUGCAGGAGCACAUCCGCAAGCACGUCAGGCUGUCACAUCAGUUUGAACACUUAGUCCUUCAGGAUGAGAGAUUUGAGAUCUGUGCUGAGGUUGUCUUGGGACUAGUCUGUUUUCGGCUGAAGGGCUCAAAUGAACUAAAUAAGGCGCUUCUUAAAAGCAUAAAUGAGGCCAAGAAGAUUCACCUGGUCCCAUGCCACCUGCGAGAGAAGUUUGUACUACGUUUUGCUAUUUGUUCCCGCACGGUGGAAUCCACCCACAUCAAGUUUGCCUGGCAGCACAUCUCACAGCUGGCAACUGAUCUUCUGAAAACAUGGGAGCAAAACCACCACCAGCAGUAACAGCAGUGAAGUAGCAGUGCGGUGGAGGUAAUUAACCGGCUUUUUCUGUGUUGCCAAGUUGUAUUUUAGGGGCAGGUGGGAAAGUCAAAUUAUGAAGGAAAAAAAUAAAAAAAACCCUGUUGUUAUAUAGCCCAGCUGCAGUAGCAAAAUCCUUGCCAGCAAGUUGUGUGGUAACCUUAGUCAUUCCUUAUCUGUACCGUAGUUUCAUCUCGUCUGUUUCCAGGAUGCAAUUAGCCAUGGGGGCUCGAGCUGUCAUUUCUUACCAGUUUGUAAUCAAGCGCAUUUAUUGAAGCAGGCAAUGGAAAUGGAAGGGUUUGUGCUCCCUCCAUUG